Neopelma chrysocephalum (saffron-crested tyrant-manakin) is the source of this 2046-nucleotide messenger RNA. Its product is annotated as VIP36-like protein. The coding region runs from base 198 to 890 and encodes 230 amino acids. NCBI's taxonomy places the organism in Eukaryota, Metazoa, Chordata, Aves, Passeriformes, Pipridae. Gene Ontology annotation, biological process: endoplasmic reticulum organization; endoplasmic reticulum to Golgi vesicle-mediated transport; Golgi organization. The record is from RefSeq and is a predicted model, not a curated record. Gene Ontology annotation, molecular function: D-mannose binding. Gene Ontology annotation, cellular component: COPII-coated ER to Golgi transport vesicle; Golgi membrane; endoplasmic reticulum-Golgi intermediate compartment. The transcript has 4 exons.
AGGGUUGUGAUGGUGUUGUGUGGAGAAGGUUAUUUGGGAUGAAGGAAUUUGGUGGGGGUGGAGUUCGGGGUCAGGGAUGGAGCAGGACCAUGCUGGUGAUUGUUGAGGCAGAUUCUUGGGGAGUGAAGGAAUUUGGGGUCAGGGGUGGAGUGGAGUCAUGUUGAGGCAGAUGGUUGGGGUGGAGUUCGGGGUCAGGGAUGGAGCAGCGUAGUCCUGAUGUCUUGUGGAGCAGAUCCUUGGGGUUGAACAAGUUCAGGUCCAGGGGGCUGCUGCGAUUCUUGCCUUUGGAGAUGCUCUGGGGUCCAGACUCCCUUGUCAGACCCCAAACUCACCCCCUGUCCCCCUGGCAGCGGGUGUUCCCCUACAUCUCAGCCAUGGUGAACAAUGGCUCCCUGACCUACGACCACGACCGGGAUGGACGCCCCACGGAGCUGGGGGGCUGCACGGCCAUGGUGAGGAACUUGCCCCACGACACCUUCCUGGUCAUCCGCUACGUCAAGAGGAGGCUCACGGUAUUGAUCGACAUCGAUGGGAAGCACGAGUGGAGGGACUGCAUCGACGUGCCGGGCGUGCACCUGCCCCGAGGGUACUACUUUGGGACGUCCUCGGUCACCGGGGACCUGUCAGACAACCAUGACAUCAUCUCGCUGAAGCUGUACCAGCUCACAGUGGAGCGAACGCCGGAGGAGGAAAAGCGGGACAGGGAGGUGUUCCUGCCUGUUGUGGACAACCUGAAACUGCCUGGAAUGGAAGCACCUCUGGAGCCCAUGAGUGGCCUGGCCCUGUUCCUCAUCGUGUUCUUCUCGCUGGUGGCCCUCGUCUUUGCCAUCGUCAUCGGCAUCAUUGUCUACAACAAGUGGCAGGACCAGAGCCGGAAACAUUUCUACUGACCUGGGAACCCCCCGGGAUUCCUAGGCUUUGCCGGCCACAUCCCAACUCCCACCCAUCCCAGACUGGCCUGAUGGACAGACCCUCGUGGUGGAGACCACGAAACCCCAGCGGGAGCAGCCACUGUUUGCCUGAGGGCUCCAGAGCUGCUGCACGGAUCCCAGUGGGAGUGGAUGUGCCAUGGAGGGGGAGCUGAGUCCUGAGGGGGACUUUGCUGGGAAUGGCUCCGGAAGGGGGAGUUCAAGGAGCCCCAGCACAGGGGCUGUGACACCCCAGGAGCCAUGGGAGCAUGUCAGUCCUCACUGGAUGCCUGCUGGAGCCCCUCAUCCCAAGUGAUGUCAGUGCCAGGAGAGACUUUCCAAGCUCUUCAUCCCACUCUGGCUGCUUCCCAGAGCAGCCUGCUUUGCCUUGUUGGAACCCCCGACCUGCCCCUUUGGGUGCUGAGUUUUGGUGUUUGGAGCCAGAUGCUGGUGGUUCUCCAGCAGUUUUCCCAGCGGGAUCAAUUGGGAAGCUGCGUGGCUGCAACCCCCUCCCCACAUCUCCUGCCGCAUUCCCGCUGCCUCCUGCAUGUCGUGUCCUGGCUCCGGGACUCACUGCAUCCUGGAACCCUCCAGGAGGGGAUUCCCAAGCUUCUGGAAUUGAUUCCUAAGCCUCUGGAGGUGAUUCCUGAGCCAGAGCUCCUGCUGCCUGCAGGGAGUCAGGGUUGUUCCUACCUCAGUGACUGUUUUGGGCAGGGAUUUCUCUGGAGGGUCCCUCACCCCUGGACACCCAAUGGUCCCCAGAGAGACCCAGGAGAGGGAAAUGCUGAAUCAGUGGGGACUCUGGCUCUGGGAAUACGAAGAUGGCAGCUCCCUCCUCACCAGGAUCCAGGGGAUCCAAGCCCAACCCUGUGGUUUUCCAGGACAUUCCCACCCAGGACAGAUCCCCAUGGGGGUCUCAGUGGUACCUGGGGCAGGGGAGGACACCCGUGGCUGGUGGUUUUUCAGGUCACUGGGGGCAGUGGGAACUGUUUUCCAAGUGCCCAAUGGGGGGUUGUGGUGUGGAAGGAGAGUUUUCCUGGUGUUUUGCCUCAUUUUUGCCUGAUCAGGAUGGAAUUUUUUGGCCUCUCCCUGGAGCUGUAACUGGUGUCUUGGAAUAAACAUUGGGGUGUGUGUGUGA